This is a messenger RNA of Mesorhabditis belari, 684 nucleotides long. NCBI's taxonomy places the organism in Eukaryota, Metazoa, Nematoda, Chromadorea, Rhabditida, Rhabditidae. The record is from the annotation of a GenBank genome assembly.
AUGAGUGUCUCAAUAUCCUCAACAAGUCAACGGAGUUGUCCAAAAUGUUUGACGUCGUUUUGCGAAAAGUGUGGCUAUCACGGAUACGAGAAUAUCUACGAACGAGCGUCAUUUUAUGAGAGUCGCUCUUCUCACUUCUCUUCUCCUUCACAAGCCCCAUCAUUUCUCCGUCCAAUAGUGGCUCCACCCUCGCAAUGUCCCCUACAUUCUUGCAAGUUACAAGAAACAUGCUGGCCAAAGAUGCGUCAAAUGGAAAAGCUCUUUCUUUUUACAUUUUCCACGACUUUUCUUGUGUGUUCAAUUGUUGAAUGGGGCUUUUUCAAUCUGCCUACCCUAGGAAGCCACCUAUCCACUGGAUUCAAAGUAGACGCGCACAGCUUGUUGCGCACCUUUUUCGACAACGGGAUUCCUGUGUAUUACUCGUUUCUUUGGCUGCUUGGUGUGUUCUCAAUUCAAUGCAAGAGUUGGCGUUGUUUGCUUGCAGUGAUCGGAAUCUUGUUACUCUUCUCCGUGCUUCAAGCCCUUCAUCUGCUCUUUCAUCUGCUCGGUGAUCACUACUGGCAGGGAAUGGUGCUGCUUUUGGGAAUCGAUCUCUCAAUGAUCGCUAUCUUAUUUCUAGUCAAAAAGCAUUAUCAUUAUAUGAGACUAUUUCAUGAAGUGACUUCAUCGAUUGCUUGUCAAGGG